AUGUAUUGUUGUCAAGAUCAUCUUUGUCACUGCCGUCAGACUACUCUUUUCUAUUUUAUACGACUGGAACACCCUGUGGAAAUCCACAUGUAUACUAUACAGCAUGCAUGCUUAUUUUCUGAUGUUAUUUCAUUGUAGGUUGUGUGAAAGUAAACAAGAAUUUUUAAAAUUUAUUGCAGAGAAGUUUUGUAUUUAUAUCCUUGGAUAUGGAGGUUAUUGAUAUCAGUUCCUCAGAUACCGAAGAUUACAUAUGGGAGAAUAAUGCAGAAUAUCCUCUUGGUGGCUCUGAGCUUCAUCUUCAGGAUACUGGGAAUGCUAUUGGAGAGGACGAUGUAACACCUUCAACAGAAUCUACAGAUACACCUUCACCUUCACCUUUAAAAGAAUCUGAUCCAACACAGCUAGGUCCAACCUCAACAGAAGAAGUUUAUAACAAUGAUGCCACAUCUUUUGAGCAACUUGUGUACCCUGGUGGUCGUUUUGAAAAAAUAAUUGAGGAUGCUGGAAAAGACAGGGUAAACAGUGCUCUGGAACCUUUGACAGAAAAAAAUGGCAAGAGAGAUGAUCUACCUUUUGAGCAAAUUGUGCGCCCUGACAAUGGUUCUAUGAAAAAUGAUGGUGAUACCACAAAUAAUGUGUCGAGGAGUGACACGAAGACAUUGAAAGAACACAUAUUCACAAGGAUUUUUCCUCCAAUUCUGCCGAUGGUGCACCCUAAAGAUGCCUUUCAUCUGAAAGCUAACGAGAGCAGUAGUAAUACAUGGCAGGGUGAGGGAGGAACUUCGAAAAAUUAUGCUGCCAUAGAUGCUCAACAUACCUUGUCUGUUCACUCUGACUCACAAUAUGGUAAUGGUGUCUCUGGCACUUGGGAGAGCAAGGCAAAACCUUUCAUGGCUAACAUGCAAAAGAAAAUUCUUCCUCCUCUUCGGCCAACCGUCUAUAAAAAUGUUCUCAAUUCAUCUUUAUUGAAUGAUGAGGAUAUCCAAAUUCUGGAUUCUCAUGGGAAAUUGGAUAGCUUCGCUGGAGUGGAUGUCAAUAUUCCUCAGUAUAAUAUUAAAGAUAAUAUGGAUGCGAAUAAUAAUGGAUUUUACAAAAGUGCAGAACAUCGAAGGCAUCUGCCCCCAUGGAUGAGUGUAGGGUCGGCUGCUGGACAACUGGCUGUUAGUUCUUCUCACAGUUCUUUGUCAACUUAUCCAAAAAGUUCUGGAAAUCAUUUAGGUAUGGGAGAGAAGACAAUAGACGAAGAUGAAAGAUUGAUUUUUCAAGCAGCACUGCAGGUACACAAAGAAGGUGCAUCUUCGUUUUUUUCUUUUCCGUGAUAUACACAUUAGCAUAAAUUGAAACAUAUGUGAGAUUUUGCCAUUUCUAUGACAUGUAUACUAAGAAACAUUUUUUCAAAUUUUUCUCCAGGAUCUUAAUCAGCCGAAAUAUGAAGGGGAUUUACCUGCUGAUCUAUUGUCUAUUUCUCUCAUGAGGCACCAGGUAUGGUUUUCACUUGGCUUGUAACUUUAAUGGGUAUAUUUGUUUCUGCAUAGAACAACCUUGCAUGAAUUUUAUCACGUCCUUCAGAGAAUAGCCUUGGCAUGGAUGCUGAAGAAGGAGAAGAGUUUGUAUUGUUCGGGUGGAAUUCUUGCGGAUGAUCAGGUCUUCUGUUUCUUCAGUGGUCUUUUUGAACUUACAUCUCUGUGUGCUGUUCUGAAGUCAUCCCAACUGUCGUUUUCUAAAUCAUGCUGUUUUUCGCAGGGCCUUGGUAAAACCAUAUCAAUCAUUGCUCUUAUCCAAAUGGAGAGACCACACCAAGUUGAGUUUUCGUCUGGUGUUUCUGGUUACAUUAAAUCUGAUGCUCUGAACCUAGAUGAGGCUGAUAAUGCGCUUCCUGAAGAUAAAAAACCAAAGUGCUCUGAAGAAUAUUUGAGAGGAGGACCGCAAAAGUCUACACUUUCGUCUGAUCAUUCUUGUGGUCCCACAUCUAAGCUUCAGGAUUUCGUGGAAAUUGAUGAUGAAAAUCGUGAAUUGGUUACGGAUUUCGAAGAACAUUCAAAAACACAAGGUAUUAAAUAUGAAAUUUCAUGUUCAGUGAAGCCUGAUCCUUCUUUCCCUGAAAUUAAAAAGGCUGAUGAUUCUGGCGAAUGUAAUUCAUCAAAUAAGGAUAGCGCUAAGUGUACAAUGUAUAAGGGAAGGCCAGCAGGUGGCACGCUGGUUGUCUGUCCAGCGAGUAUUCUUCGACAAUGGGCUCAUGAGAUUGAGGAGAAAGUUCCAGAGAGUAAGAAACUAUCUGUUUUGAUCUACCAUGGAAGUACAAGGUCAAAAGAUCCGAGUUAUCUUGCAAAAUAUGAUGUGGUUCUGACGACAUAUUCUAUUGUUUCCAAUGAAGUACCAAAACAGCGUGUUGAUGAUGAUGGGGAACAGAGGACUACGGAAAACUAUGCAUUAUCCUCGGAAUUUUCCCUUAAGAAGAAGAAGAAAAGAACCUCAGAUGAAGAAAGAGGAGGAAAGGGUAAAAGGAAGAGGGCUUGUGAUUCUGGCUUUGAUCAUGAUAGCGGUCCACUUGCGAGGGUGCGUUGGUUUAGGGUAGUGUUAGAUGAGGCUCAAACUAUAAAAAAUUUUAGAACUCAAGUUUCUAAAGCCUGUUGUGGACUUCGGGCCAAAAGAAGAUGGUGCUUAUCAGGAACACCUUUACAGAAUUCACUGGAUGACUUGUAUAGUUACUUUAGAUUUCUGAAGUACGAUCCUUACGCGGUUUAUAGUUCUUUCUGCUCCUCGAUAAAGAACCCCAUUGCUACUAAUCCGACCGCAGGGUAUAAGAAACUCCAAGCAAUCCUGCGGACUAUAAUGCUUCGUCGUACGAAAGGUCAGUUGCCCUAUUGAUAGUUAUCUGUUCUUAUUGUUUGCCGCAUACUGAUGAAUGCUAAAUGUCGUGUUAUUCUCUUUGGCAUCGUGAUACUUUUGCCCUGGGUGCUUCGUAUAGGAAUCAACUGUUUCGUCUUUCGCCUCUCAUCAACGAUGACAGAUGUGGUAGUAUUGAUAUUUAGGCUAUUAUCAAUCAUUACUAUGUUGAUAUCAUCUAUGCGAAGCUUGGCUGUUUCCUUGGCUGGAAACUUUUUGACUGUAAUAUCACUCGACCCUACCAUCCAUAGAACAUAUAAAUUCGAAACUUAAUGCACACUCCAUACGUAUGGGGUACAAGCAUGAAUUUGUCAGGCCAUUAGUUCAGACCAGGAUUGAGACUUGUUAGAGAGUUUCGAAGAAAUUUUAAAGUGGGUUUGAGAAGAUUUUGGAAUCAUCAAACUUAAAUUGAUUCACGCUAAAAAAUUGUAAUGUUUCUGUGCUGUUGACAUACUGUCACCCCUUCACAUCUGCCUGUAUUACCCAGGGCAUGCGCCAUUGCUUAGCUGCCUUCCGUAUGCGGAUGCCAUGCAUCCUCAGACUCACGCUGCAGCCUGAAAGAUCGUAUCUGUAAGAAUCCCUUGAAACAUCUCGGCUCCUCUGAUGUCCUGCCAGGUCACCAAUCCCGUCUGGCUUGUGUGCCUAUUAACUGUUGAGCUUCUGGGCCACUUCGCAAUUGAUAGGAUCCUGCUAAUUAGGCAGAUGUUGAAGGGCACAGUGUCCGUGUCAAUGGUUUUUUGGUUCUGUUGUUAGGGAUCAAUUAUUCUGAGUGUACAAUUGUAAAUCUAUUGUCCAGAUUAUGAUUGGUUAUUCAAUAACAUCAAUUUCUUCAUUCAUAGCCUUCAUCAAAUCUCCAUCCGUUGCUGCCUUUUCUAAUGUUUGAGGCUCUACAUGUGCAAAACUACGUACUUUGUAAAUUUCAUUCAGGCAUGUUCUCUUACUUGGUAAAAUACUAGAUAAUGUUAUCCUCGAACUUGAGGGAGAGGUUGAGUGGUGUGUCUAUAUGCGACUGGAUUAUGACUUGGUUCGCCAAGUUGGCUGAGUCUUCUUAAAUCCUGUUCUACCUGUCAUUUGGGCCAGAUGGACUGCCUUGUGCCAUCCAAUUCUAUGAUGAGUCGGACUCUAAAUUAGCUAACUCUAACCUGAUUUUUAGUAUUGGGAAGUGAUUUCAGUUAUGUGACUUGGAAGUAGUAUAUUUUAGAUCAUCAACAUUCCCAUCAUCAAGUCUAUACUAUUAUUUUUUAUUCUUUUGUCUCGUCUUCGAGUUAUUACUUUAGCGCCACUUCAACAUUAUUGUAAUGGACUCAGGCAAAGAUGAGAAUGGGUACUUCCAUACAAAGGAUAUGUGCCGUUAUCAUCAUGUACUCCUGGAUUUGUGAUGCGCACUAUAGGAAAUUCUUGAAGGUUAUUCUAUAGCCAAAAACUGUCAUUUGGUAGUUUUAGUAUUUUGGAAUAAAAUGCAUUGAGAAGAUUAUUCCUUCUAAUUAAUUUUUCGGAGGUCUUUUAAUCAGCAGCUGAGUAAAAUUAUAUUUUAUAGGUUCUUAUGGAGCUUUUUCCUCUCGUUGAUUAUUAAAAGCAUCGGUUAUAGUUUAACUUUUCUGGCCUAUUGUACUUUUAUUUGGUUAGGAACAUUGAUUGAUGGAGAGGCUAUCAUUAAAUUGCCUCCUAAACUGAUAAAUUUGAAGAAGAUAUACUUCUCUCCAGAAGAACGAGAAUUUUAUUCUAGCCUAGAAGCUGACUCACGGCAAAAAUUCAAGGUAAUGCUCAUAAUUCUUGAAAUUAUUUUUCAGUCAUUAAAAAGGUGUUUAUCUUGAGAUUUGGCUACUAGUUCAUUAAUGAAUGUUAUCUAUCCCUUGUGGUUGAUCUUCACUUCCAUUAUUAGAAGUGUUAUCAGCUUACUUCAAUGCCAAAUUGUUGACAAUUCUACUUAUGAGUUCUGAGGGCAUUUUUUUAGUAUGAAAUAUUAUAUCAUUGCCAUCAAUAAAAUCUUCAGGUGAUGGAACUAUUUAUAACUUCAAUUUAUGUUAAUUUUUCAUCAAGUAAAUUUUAUUAAAACCGAAGAUAAAUUGCAGUUAUCUUGCUGGUGGAGAAGACUUCUGGGAGACUACAAAUUUCUUAUCUUUUUUCAGUUACAUCGCUAAAUAGAGUGGUAGAAACACAAUUGAAGUAGUAUCUUAGUGGAAUCUUAUGCCUGGGUCAUAGGUGUAAGUAUUUACUAUCAGUUUGCGAAUUUGUGGCACCAUAGUAGAAUCGUCACUAAUAGCUCAAUGUACACUUCUACACCUAUGUGCGGAAAGACUAUGCAAGAUUUUGUAACCUAAAUGUUAAAUCAACAACAUUUUAAAGUGUCACCACUUCCCGUCAGACAUACGUCUGUCUUUGGGACAUUGUAGUCUCCGGUUUUCUCUUCUCCGUGAGUGAAAGAUUUGUCCCCGGUUUUAUGUUAAAAGCUUCUAUCACAUUUACUCAUUUGAGUCAGUUAUAGGCUUAUAUAUAUAAAACUAGCAUUGGGAGAAAAAAAGUUGCAAGAUUAUCAUUUAUAUGCAAAAAACUGUAACGGGGAAAUUUAAAGAAAAAUUUUCGGGUGUAAUAGAUAUGUCGAUAAUUGUCGAUCCAAAUAGUGUGUUAGUGUCAAUGAUGGUGAUCAUAAUGGGCAGAUGGAGUCGGAUAAAGGAUUUCAAUUCGUAUGAUGGGUAUAGGUGUUGUGGGAGGUGGAGUGGAGGAAAUACAAUCCUCUGCAGUCGACAUCUUCCAGGGCUGUCAAAAACACAGAGAAGUUUGUGGAUGCAUUCAGACACCCAGAUGAAAAGAUAACCUGGAAUAAUCCUCCUUUGCCUUGCAUGAGAAGAAAGAGCAUGAGAUGCCUGGAUGAAGUUUCUGAAUGAUGAGCAAGACUCGAUCAUCUCCUAGUGGAGCUUUCAUUAUGUGGGGGGGUCUUAAUGCUGAACCGACUGAUGGUGGAAAUGAGGCAGAUGAGCACCGCGAGAGUGGUAGAGAGUUUUGAGGGUGGCGUGAAGAAUUUCCCAUGGAGGGGUUCAAGACUUAUCUUCUACAUGAAUAUGAUAUCGCAAGGAGUCUUUUUUUCAAUUGUGAUGAUGGAUGUGUUGUGGUAAAGACUGCUAGACCAAGUCUUAAACGAGAUAUAUCUUGGACACGGAUCGCUUAUUGGUUGCGAGAUUGUCUGGGGGAUGGGUAGAUGCGAUCCUUCUUUUUGAAAUCAUGUAGAGCAAAUUCUACCAGAUGCGCAUGGAGAGUCCACGAAGAUGAGGUAUGCUUUUGGUUACUCAAAUGCCUACCAUCAUAUGAGUUCAAACUUAGAUAGUUCCACGUCUCCUCUGUUUGACAACGAAAUGCGAGCAUCUAUCGUCCAUAUAAAUGCACGACGUCUUCUGAGAUGGUUUUAUCUGUUGGCAGAUGUUCACAUAAGCAAGUAUUUACACGUCGCAUCACAGUGAGGCUUCAUGUUUCAGGCCUUCGCUGCUGCUGGCACCGUGAAUCAAAACUAUGCAAGCAUACUGUUAUUACUUUUGCGUCUCCGCCAAGCAUGUGAUCAUCCUCUUCUUGUGAAAGAGCAUCAUUCAUGCCCUGCUGCAAAAUCAUCUUCGAAGAUGGCACAACGGCUUCCUAGAGAGGUGCUGAUCUAUCUACUGAAUCGUUUGGAAGCUUCGCUGGCAAUUUGUGGUGUCUGCAGCGUAUGUUCUCUCUUUCUCUGGCUUGUUCUUGUUUUUUGUGAGGCACGGCAUCCCUCGGUGCAUUGAUUUGUAUCAUAUCAGCGUCUUAACAUGUACGGAUCAUGUUUUUGUCAAUUCAGUUAGUAUCAAGGGCAUCAAUAUGAAAGAGUGAUGACAGGAAAAUCCAUACAGUAAAGGGAGAUAAUUUUCAACAAUUCAUUUCACAUGUGGUCUUCUGGCUCUUCUCCUUUCAUCCAUCUAAUCCUUCUUCUAUUUCAUCCCAUCCCACCCCAUCCCAUCCCAUCCCAUCCCAUCCCAUCUUCUGUCACACUGUUUUAUGUGUGGUUGAUUCAUCUUGGAUAGAACAAAUCCUCACUCGCCACAUGGUUAGUGGAGGAAUUAAAUAUACUAACAGAACAUUCGUGAGAUCCAGAACGCCUGAAAUCCUUGUUCAUGCUUCGGUCCUGACAAUGGGCAGACGCUAACCAUUGCCUCUGAGAUCAACACUUCACUCAGGAAAUGAAACGACAUUGCACAAUCUUGGAUUCGUUGCUUGUCUACAUUCCCUGUUAACCGUUCAAGCAGACAUCUUUAACCUUCAAAACCCACACGAUUUUAUUGUUUUGCAUUUUAAAGAAAUCUUACCGUGUGGUUUUUGUUGCUCAAGUAUCCAAAAUAAUGCUGUUAAGACAAAUUUAUUCACUGGGAACGGCCCCUGUUUCAGGAUCCACCAGAGGAGGCUGUGGUCACCAUGUGUGGCCAUGUGUUCUGCUAUCAAUGCAUAUCCGGUUAUCUAACUGGGGACGUCAGUUCAUGCCCUGCAGCUGGCUGCAAAGACAUCAUUGGUGCCGAUUCUGUAUUUUCUGGAUCGACCUUGAGAAACUGCUUGUCUGGUGAAUCGGUGGAAGGUUCCUCUGGAGUUGCCGACCGCCCAGAGGGAACUUUCCACAGUUCAUGUAAAAUCGACGCAGCAAUGGAUAUCCUGAGGUCAAUAUGUAAGAUUCAAUGCCCGGAGCCCGCUGGAGAGCAGCAUUAUGAAAGCGUCCCUCCACGUGAAGACCACACUAAGGCCUCUGAAUCUGAACCUCCAGUGAAGGCCAUAGUUUUCUCCCAGUGGACAGGCAUGCUGGACUUUCUAGAGGUUUCUUUGAAUCAUUCCCUUCUUCAGUACAGAAGGUUGGAUGGAAGCAUGUCUCUGGCAUCAAGAGAAAGAGCUGUGAAAGAUUUUAACACGGACCCUGAGGUUUGACUAUAUCCUCGAAGAUUACUGCUUUCAUUUUUGUCUAACGUCCAAUCUACUCUGCCUCCCCCUCAAAAUGGGGUCUGGCCCUCCCCUCCCUUUCUGUAAGCUCUUAAUCCUAGAGAGAGAGAGUGAAAGGGGAGGGUGGAGUAGUUUGUGGGGCAACCAUAUGUCGAGAAAAAUGGGCUCGGGCCUUCUCGAUCAGACCCUAUAGCAACCACUGACACUCAAGGAUCCAAUUCUUCUUUAUUUGGUUUUUUUAAUAAUAAUAAUUAUUAUUAUUAUUAUUAUUAUUUUCAUUUCAUCAGCGAAGAGCAAUUUGUGAUUGAAUCUUGUCUUGUUGCAGGUUUCUGUCAUGAUUAUGUCCCUGAAAGCGGGAAACCUUGGCCUCAACAUGGUCGCCGCUUGCCACGUCAUUCUUCUGGAUCCCUGGUGGAAUCCCACCACUGAAGACCAAGCAAUUGACAGGGCUCAUAGGAUCGGACAGGUUCGCCCUGUGACAGUUUCCCGGCUGACUGUCUGUGAUACAGUGGAGGAUCGCAUACUGGCUCUUCAGGUAAUUAUCCGCCCCUCAACGUUGACUUUUCUCUGUGUUUGUCUCUAUCAGUCGCAUGGGUUUCCGUUAUUGUCAGGAGAGGGAAAUCAAUAUCUAACCCACUAUGUCCAUUUUAUUCUAUAUCUAGAAGAUGAUAUGCUCACUUCUCCAUAAUCCCUCUUCCCCUGUUCUUAGCGGCUGGCCUCCGCGGAAGGAAAUAAAACCGAUUAUUUUACUCAUCGUCAUCGUCCAUCUUUUACUCCUUUUUUGCCAUGAAACCAAUCUUCUUGCUGAGAAUGCUCCUCAUAAAGAAACCCCAAGUUUCUCCCCCACUGAUUUUUUAUUUUUUUUCCUCCCAUUUUUCUAAAAUAAACCCACAUAUAAAUGGUUCUAUCUUGGGAAAAUUUCCGCCGAAACCAUGCCAAGGACGAACCAUGCAGAGGAUGUUCCUGUUGUGAUCGCAUACUUGUUUGGGAUCCAACCCAUGAGCCCAUUUUCUGAGCUGUUGUUUGAACCAUGCGAUCUCUUCUCCCGCAUAGAUAUGUUUCAUUCAAGUAAGCAUAUGGAUUCCUGGAACUAACCCGUACCUCACAACUCAAUACUUUGAUACCAGCCCUAGGAGUUCUUUACUUGGGUAUAUAUAUAGACAUAAAGUUUUUGGCCAUCAGAUCAUCAGAGGGCAAUAUUCUUCAGGCAAGCAUCUUUGGAAUGAUUUCUUCCAGGCAAUAUCUUAGGGGAUCCUCUCGGAUACCCUGUUUAACCCAUGCAACGCCGCCAUCCUCAUCUGCAGGAGAAGAAGAGGGAGAUGGUCUCUUCGGCCUUUGGAGAAGACCAGACCGUCGGUCGCUCGACUCGCCUCACCGUCGAAGACCUACAAUACCUCUUCAGGGUUUAG
Molecule: messenger RNA, 9227 nt
Organism: Spirodela intermedia
Lineage: Eukaryota; Viridiplantae; Streptophyta; Magnoliopsida; Alismatales; Araceae
Source: the annotation of a GenBank genome assembly